CAAUAUUUCGUGAGAUUUGACAGCCAAAUUGACGGCGAGACAGCAAAGCAAGAAAAAGGGUUUUUUUUUCCUGUUUUUGUGAUUUUCUCCAAGAAUUUCCAUUCAUCCCCGUGAAAAACGCAACCCGGAAAGUCUGUGACAAUCGUGGGUGGGAAUUGUGCAUGGAGUGGAUGUGUGAUGUUCGUGUAAAGUGAUAGAAGUAGGCUCCCCUGGUAAAGUGUGUGUGAGGAGAAUUUAGUUCACAGAGAGAAAAAAGCCCUAAGUACUCCACCACCUGGCCACCACGAUGGGUACAACGAUGCUGGAGGGAACACUCAGCAAGUGGACGAAUGUCAUGAAAGGCUGGCAGUAUCGCUGGUUUGUCCUGGAUGAAAAUGCUGGACUCCUCUCCUACUACACGUCUAAAGAAAAAAUGAUGAAAGGCGUAAGGAGGGGGUGUGUUCGACUAAAGGGUGCAAUUGUUGGUAUUGAUGAUCAGGAUGUGAAUACGUUCACAAUUACAGUUGAUCACAAGACGUUUCACUUUCAGGCGAGGGAUGCGGAUGAACGUGAAAAAUGGGUUAGUCGCCUUGAGGAUACAAUCCUACGGCAUGGCAAUCGAAGUCGUGGCAUUUGGGAGCCGCAGGGCAGCUUCCAUGGUUCAACGCAUAGUUCAACGAAGCAACGUCCAAAUUACUUGCAGGCUUUCGAUAGGAAAGUUUCCGAAGCUGAUGCAUAUCUACAACUUAUAAUUGAUCAGACUGUCAAAAUUGAGCAGCGUAUUGCGAGUAUAGAGGAUACAGAGGAACGGGAUAAGUGCAAGGUUGUGCAGGAGCAGGCAAAUACCAUGUUGGACCACAUUAAACACUCAAUUGUUUUGCUUCAAAUUGCAAAGAAUACAGCUCAUCCCAUCAAUGGAGUUUACCAGGGUCCAUCCAAUAAAUUGGAGACAACGAUUGACGUUGAGCAACCGCCAGACUUACCAAUUGAGACUGGCAUUGCUUUUGGGUCGGAAUGCAUGGAAGGAGGAAGUCGACAAUCUGUUCAGCAUAAUUUUGAAUCUGCAACUGCUCUCAAUCUUCUAGUGCCAGAAACAUCAUAUUCCAGUUCAGAGGGUGAGGAGGAUUUCUAUGACGCUAACGAGGAUAUCUUGACGUGUAGCCCAAGUAGUCCAACAUACAAUGUGCGCUCCUUCCCUGAUUCUCUCGAUCCAGAAGUUGCGCCGAACACGAGGAAUGUCACGGACAAGGAUGCAGAGAAUUCAACGUCAACGCCAUCGCAUGAGCGCAAGAGACUGGGUUCAAGGCUCCCCAUAUGUACAGACGGCAGUUUGGACUAUGAUGCUCUGUAUGAGGAUCAUUCCGAUGACGAUAUCUCAAUGGAAUCCCAUGGUUCCGUUGUAACACAUUUACUUUCGCAAGUAAAGAUUGGUAUGGAUUUAACCAAAGUUGUCUUGCCGACAUUCAUCUUGGAACGUAGAUCGCUCCUUGAAAUGUACGCAGACUAUUUUGCCCAUCCGGAUCUCUUUAUAAAGAUAGCCGAUCUCAAGGAUCCACGUGAUAGGAUUGUUCAGGUGGUUAAGUGGUAUUUGAGUGCAUACCACGCCGGGAGGAAGAGUAGUGUUGCCAAGAAGCCAUAUAAUCCCAUUUUGGGUGAAGUAUUCCAGUGUCAUUGGAAUAUUGCUGAAAACAAUGAACAAGUUGACAAUGAACUAGUCUCAGAUGGUCCAGUUCCGUGGUGCAGCAAAAACCAAUUAACAUUCGUGGCAGAACAAGUGUCCCAUCAUCCACCAAUUUCUGCCUUCUAUGCUGAACACUAUGCAAAAAAGAUAUCCUUCUCGGCCCAUGUGUGGACCAAAUCAAAAUUCCUGGGCAUCUCAAUUGGUGUCCACAACAUUGGCCAGGGUAUUGUAACUCUGUGCGACUUGAAUGAGGAGUACAUUGUCACAUUCCCCAAUGGGUAUGGGCGAUCGAUUCUCACGGUGCCGUGGAUUGAAUUGGGCGGUACUGUGACAAUCUCUUGCCCACGUACCGGAUAUCAUGCGGAUGUUGAAUUUCUCACAAAACCCUUCUACGGUGGUAAGAAGAAUCGCAUAACGGCCGAUAUUUAUGCACCCGGUGAGAAGAAGUCAUUUGUGAGCAUAGCUGGGGAAUGGAGUGGUGCCAUGGAGGCUAAAUGGAAUGAUGGAUCACGGCAUAAACCAGAGAUGUUCGUUGAUGUCAAUAGCAUUCCCAUAUUCCAUAAAAAUGUAAGGCCAAUCGCUGAGCAGGCAGACAACGAGAGUAGGAAAGUGUGGAAGGAAGUUACGGCAGGAUUAAAAUUGAAUGACAUCGACCGCGCAACCGGUGCCAAGUGUAGCGUUGAGCAGAAGCAACGCGAAGAGGCGAAGGAGCGCAAGGAGUUGGGUACGGAAUGGGAGAAUAAGUAUUUCAAGGCAGUUGGUGAAAAUUGGAUCUACACAAAUCCACUUUCCCAGAGGCUCUAUGCACAAUCAAAGCGUGAGAGGCGGUAGUUUAGAAUUUCAGUGACGAGCCUCUAAGAAGAGACGGGGGGUGGUGUGGUUCAAAGGACGUCGAUGGGAAUUAUACAGAAAAAAAAACUUUCUCCACACAUACACAUUUAUUAACGAAUUCGUAGUAAUAUUUACUCUAUCAAGAACAAUAUAUUAAUAUAUUUAGUAAAAAAAAAAAAAGAAACCCAGAUAAAAUAAGGUAGAAAAUGGAUUUAUCUUGUGGUUUGAGGGCGGAUAACACAACACUUACACACACACUAUUUUAAAAAUGAAAAAAAAAGAAACAAAAUGCAAUAAACUCAACCUUAUCUCUAAUUCUAAAGAACCUUUAAAAAAUGAGGUUUUAUUGAAAAGAAAAAUGAAAAGAUAACAUAUUAAGAAUAAAAAGAAAAUAAAGUUAUUAAAAAAAAA
Lutzomyia longipalpis is the source of this 2902-nucleotide messenger RNA. RefSeq names its product oxysterol-binding protein-related protein 9. Bases 287 to 2491 code for a protein of 734 amino acids. The record is from RefSeq and is a predicted model, not a curated record. Gene Ontology annotation, cellular component: intracellular membrane-bounded organelle; membrane; cytosol. Gene Ontology annotation, molecular function: sterol binding. The transcript has 11 exons. NCBI's taxonomy places the organism in Eukaryota, Metazoa, Arthropoda, Insecta, Diptera, Psychodidae.